AUGUCCUCAAUCAUUUACCUCAUCCGCCAUGCCGAGUCGGAGCACAACAUCUCGAAAGAUUUCACACAGCGAGAUCCGCCUCUCACUGCCACCGGCUUAGCCCAGGCAUCGGCUCUGAUUGAGACAUUUCCUGACACAGCCUCAAUCGCCGUCGUGCUCACGUCACCACUCACGCGCACGCUACAAACUACCACCACCGCCUUCCCCCAAGUCUUCAGUAAAGAUGCAGGAGCCGGCGCCCAGCUCAUCAUCGACCCGGACCUUCAGGAGCGCAGCGACCUUUCUUGUGAUACCGGGUCUAGACGCGUUACACUGGAUAAGGCCUUUCCGGGACUCGACUUUGGGGGCUUAGAGGAUGAAUGGUUCGUCAAGGAGGGGUUGUACGCCGCGGAUGAUAUUGCGGUCGCUCAGCGAGCACAACGAUUCCGUGACAAGUUACGGGAUAUUAUUACAUCACUUAAGACGGAUAGAGGAGAGGUUGACGAAGGGCGAAGGAGGAAUGUGGUUGUUGUUACUCAUGGCGUGUUCAUGAAAUUCCUUGCCGAGGACAGAGCUAUUGAUCUCCCGAAGGCGGGGUGGAAAGCUUUUAGGAUAGGCAGUGGGAAGGACGGAGGGGCUGUACUGGUGCCUUUGGAGUAA
This is a messenger RNA of Verticillium dahliae VdLs.17, 639 nucleotides long. Its product is annotated as phosphoglycerate mutase family protein. Gene Ontology annotation, molecular function: phosphatase activity. The record is from RefSeq and is a predicted model, not a curated record. The transcript has a single exon. NCBI's taxonomy places the organism in Eukaryota, Fungi, Ascomycota, Sordariomycetes, Glomerellales, Plectosphaerellaceae. Gene Ontology annotation, cellular component: cytoplasm. Bases 1 to 639 code for a protein of 212 amino acids.